Messenger RNA from Saccostrea echinata, 2337 nucleotides. RefSeq lists its product as uncharacterized. NCBI's taxonomy places the organism in Eukaryota, Metazoa, Mollusca, Bivalvia, Ostreida, Ostreidae. Bases 1 to 2079 code for a protein of 692 amino acids. The record is from RefSeq and is a predicted model, not a curated record. The transcript is spliced from 5 exons.
AUGGAUGAAAGACGAUAUAGGUGUGCUCUGUGUAACAAGAAGGUCCCUCCUGAAGAACGACGUCCAGCUAGUUUGUUUAUUUCUGUUUUACAGAAACAUUUUUCUGUAAAUGUGGAAGACACAGAUGUGUUGUGCAAUAAAUGUCGACAUAAGUGUAGGAAAGUGAAGGAGUCUACAACAAGAGACCUGGAAUUGUCCAGGCCAGCUCCCCAUGAGGAAAAAGAGGACCCAACAUUUGCAUCACCAAAACAGAAGCAUACAAAGCGCUCAUUUCCUAGUCCUCCAUCUGUACCCUUGCCUAUUCCAUCAUCAUCUCAAAGCCAUGGUUAUUGCUUUGUUUGUAAAAAACCGGGACCCAAACUUGUAACUGUUUCCCAUCAUGUUCGUAUGUUUGUAUUCAUCAAACAAGAAAUCAUCAUUCCAUCUGGUGCAAGGUGCUGUAUUCGACACUUGGAAAAUGGAAAAAUGAGCGAUGGAGCUAUGCAGCAAAUCAGGACCAGUGAGAUCACAACUUUGAACAAAACAUCCAUCACAAGUCUCAUAAAGGAAUUGCGUGAUAAAGCAUUUCAGCAAUCGAGGCUUGACUUCGAUGAUGAAGGCAGCCUAGACGAUAAUGAUUAUCAAGUGCUGACAGGAUUUUCUCGUCUUGAAUUUCAUGACAUUGUCUCAACAAUUACCAGUAUUAACUCUUCUAGAAAUCGGAGCAAGAGGACGUGUAUAGUCAUUCUAUUGAUGAAACUUAGAUCAGCGCUCUCAAACAAAAUGCCUGCUGUUUUAUUUGGAAUGACUAAAUUUCAAGUUCGACGAGCUAUUGUGUCUGCCAGAACAGGGCUUAUGAGAGACUUUGUUCCAUAUAAUCUUGGAUUUCGGCACAUUACACGGGACGAAGUCAUUCAAUACCACACCCGUGAUCUGGCAAGAAAUCUAUUGACAGAUGAUAUAACAUCAAACCCUGCAAUCUUAGUAUUGGAUGGAACAUACGUCUAUAUACAGAGAAGUUCCAAUUUUGCUUUUGCCCGGCGAUCAUACAGUUUGUAUAAACACAGACCCCUUGUGAAACCUAUGAUGGUGGUGACUACAAGUGGAUAUAUAGUAUCGGUUCUUGGGCCUUAUCUUGCUGAUGCAAAGAAUAAUGAUGCUAACAUAUUGAAGCAUAUGAUUUACAACAAUGCAGAAGAACUCAGGAACUGGCUACAAGAAGACGAUGUCUUUGUUGUUGAUCGUGGUUUCAAGGAUGCCCAGGAUUUAUUGGAAGACAUUGGAAUCAGGAUGGAGAUGCCUGCAUUUAUGAAAAAAGGAACUAAGCAGCUGUCCACGUUUGAUUCUAACUUGUCCAGAGUUGUGACAAAGGUUCGAUGGAUUGUUGAAGCAACAAAUGGGCGACUGAAACAGUGGCAGUAUUUAGCUAAAACGUUACCCAACUCGCAAAUUCCAUUUAUUGGUGACUAUGUGAGAAUAGUAGCAGCUCUUUGCAAUAAGUAUAGGCCACCACUUAGUGUUUCAUUAGAGGAAGAUCAACAACUUGCCUCGAAAAUGCUCCACCUUUCACAGAGAGUUAAUACUCUACAGGAACGUGUGGAAAUUGAGGGACUUGACAGAAGAGGAUUGCGUUGGACAAAAGUUGACGCAGAGAAUGUUGCCAAAGAUUUCCCAUGCUAUGAAGAAACUGAAUUGCGCCAACUUACUCUUGGGAUAUAUCAGCUUCGCAUGGCCCAUUCCUAUGCUAAAGAACACAUUGAUGAAGAGGGGGGUUUUGAAAUCUUCAUUAGUGAUGAAAUUCCUGGGUUGGUGAGUGCUAAGAUUCAAAGCAGACAUAUAGCUGCCAAACAGUACAGAUGCUGGGUCAGUUUCAAUGAUGGAGUGGUGGAUGGAUGGUACUGCAAAUGUAAAGCUGGUACCAGAGUUGUUGGAAUGUGCGGUCAUGUAACCAGUGUAAUAUGGUACCUCUCUUUUGGGCGAUAUCAGGAGUCACUGAAGGGAGUUCGAAACUGGACUACAUCACUGGAGGACGCCUCGGACAUCCAGGACAUUAUAGACGGAUCUGAUAGUGAUGAAGAUGACAGUGGUGUGGAAGAGUGAGAGAGAGAGAGAGAGGGAGGAAGCAUGAGAGAUAGAAAGAGAAGUGGUGUGAAACAAUAGUACGUGUGUCUGUGUGUGUGAGGAGAGGGUGGUAUGAGUAGAACAGAAAACAUUUCUGGAACUUUUAUAUAUGUCUACAUUUUCCUUCUCGGAUAGUAACAUAUUUUUUGCUUCUUUCUGUUGUUUCUCUGUUGAUAAAAACCUUCAUCAAGUUACAUUGUUAUUUUUUUAGUAUCUCAUCUAUGAACAAAUUACUGA